Messenger RNA from Rhodofomes roseus, 2924 nucleotides. RefSeq names its product P-loop containing nucleoside triphosphate hydrolase protein. Gene Ontology annotation, biological process: transmembrane transport. The transcript is spliced from 10 exons. Gene Ontology annotation, molecular function: ATP binding; ATP hydrolysis activity; ATPase-coupled lipid transmembrane transporter activity. Bases 495 to 2642 code for a protein of 715 amino acids. Lineage: Eukaryota; Fungi; Basidiomycota; Agaricomycetes; Polyporales; Fomitopsidaceae. The record is from RefSeq and is a predicted model, not a curated record.
CGGGUGGGAUGUCGGAUGGACAGGAGGAGGCGUGCGAGCACGUGGGAUGCGCCUUGUCCGGAAAAGGAAAGUGCGGCAGCCGCGCUUGGGCAGGCGUCCGCCACAGCCGCUCUUUGUGUGCCACAUCCGGCUAUCUCAAAGGCAGCUCACACUGGCCCAACACUGCCCAGAUGAGCGCGUCGCAAAUUUCAUCUGUCGGCCUGCGUGCGACUAGCCGCAGACUCCUGUCUUUCUUCCCAACUGCGAGUCCCAUUUGAUCCGGCUCAUCCACCUGAUGUGAUAGCCCCUUCAUACUUACGCAGGCCUCGGUGCGAGCUUCCCAUAAAUCGCCUCUCCUCUCCGAGGGAAUGAAGGCGCUAGGGAUCUCAUCUUACGGAAGUCCUCCAGAACAAAAAGACAGCCUGACGUGGGACCCAAGCCCCAACGGGACUGGCGGAACCUCUUAAAGCAGUUACGUAUGUAGGUGUCUGUCGGACCGUUCGUCGUCCUGCGGUAUGUCACUCCGAUCGCCUCUCGCUGCUCUGCGGAACCUAUGCCUCGGGACCGCCCACUCUUUCUCGACCGCCUGCCCCCGUGUCCGCCACGCCCCCGGUGUCCCACAAAAGCUGCACUCAACGUACGCCCAUCCGGAGGGUUUAUACGUGCUAUGGGUCGCUUCCAGAAAACCUGGACCUGCAGGAGAAGCACUGCUUCCCGGCGCUCACCGCCCGUUCUGCGCCCGGAGCCUCAGUCUGGCCUGCGAGAUUAUUAGACUUUGUGUUGCAGACCUAUUGCUCACCCUGUGGUCCCUCCACCCAUGGAGAUCGUUCCUGCUUGUUAUUUUAGAACUUGUUCGCGGCGUCUUCCCUGCGUUUCGCGGUUAUUCACAAGCCUUGCUUAUCAAUGAGCUUCAAUCUCUUAUAUCUUCCAGUAAUACCUCAUGGACGUGUAUAACUCGCCAUGUAGGCGUCGAAUUAAGUCGACUCGCCCUCGAGGCUCUAAUUGAUGCCAUUGCCACAGAAAACGAGAGCAUCGUCUAUGGAUCAGCGAAAUUCACGCUCGAAUACAGACAAAUGGAGAAGCGUCUCAAACUCGACCUCCCGACCCUAGCGGACCCCGAAAUACGCGAUUUAUUCCGCGAGUCAGACCUAUUCGUUCGCUCCUUCGGCGGGAUGUCGAGCUUUGGUCUCUUCUCCACGUUCGACUUCAUGCGGAUAUUGACCUCUAUCUCCGAGCUUCUCUCUCACGCCCUCGUCCUAUCGUCCUUGACAUUUAGUAGGCCCCACCUAACGGCCUUUUGCUUCUCCGUCGUGACAUCUUUGCUACCGCUCAUCCUUCGGACGGCGAGGGCACACGGCUCGUGUCUUGACGAGACGAUGGACCCUCAAGAAUCCCGGGCUAUCCAUAAGCAAGAGAAAAUGCGGUACCUAGCGCAAAGCGAGUCGUACCGGCAGGAAUUGAUAUUCUUCGGUCUUGGGCCGUGGAUCCUGCAGGGCUGGGCGAAGGCACGGAGAGCCGUACUUGGCUUGGAGCGACGGCAGACCGAGUGCGACGCGUCGUUACGGUGCCUCUUCUCUGUGGAUCUGUCGAGCUUCGCCUUGUUCAUGCAGAAUGUCCCCCUCAUGCUUCUAUACCGGUCACCGUCCGCGUCUCUCGGUCUCUUCACAUUAUAUCAAACAUCUGUGCAAGCAAUAAUUUUUACAACAGCAAACCUAAUCCAGUCCGUGAGGAUGGCGUACCAGGGGAUUUUUUUAAUGGGCGCGUUUUGUGCGGCUAUGGAGAUUGAGCCCGUCCUUCAGCCUAAGGGCCGGGAUGUCCCCUUUGAGAGCUCUGGGAAGGGGAUGAGGUUAGACAUCAAAAACCUCACAUAUACCUACCCAGGGUGCGAGACUCCCGUACUGCGCCAUGUCAGCUUGACUGUUGAGGCAGGAGAGACCGUGGCGAUUGUCGGGUUCAAUGGCUCAGGAAAAUCCACCCUCGCAAAAAUCCUGCUUCGCAUCUACGACUUCGACAGCGGGCAGAUCCUGGUCAAUGGCGUCGACAUAAGACACUACUCGCCGGAGGACUACCACUCGCGUUGUACGGCCGUCUUCCAGGACUUCGCGAAGUACAACAGUACUGCGCAGCAGAACAUCGGAGUCGGGUACAUCGACGAGAUGCGCUGCACCCAGACGUUGGAAAUGGCGAUGCGUCUCGCCGGAGCGAGAGAGACCGUAUGCUCGCUGCCUCUCGGCCUCAAGACGAAGCUCGACAUAGUGGGUCAAGACGGCGGUGCAUUCGAUGGCGACCAGCUCGUCCAGGGCGGCGGACCCGCGUACGGUUGUCAUGGCCUAUCCGGCGGCGAGUGGCAACGCAUUGCUAUCUCCAGAGCGUUUAUGAGGGCCAGCCGGCCAGAAGUUGAACUGCUUGUUUUUGAUGAGCCGACGUCUUCUCUCGAUGCACACGCGCAGAAGCGCAUCUUUGACAGCAUCGAAAAAAUAGCUUGCUCAGGCUCCAGCGAACGCAAGAAAAGCGUGCUCUUCAUCACCCACCGCCUGUCGACAGCUCGAAGGGCUGACAAAAUCGCCAUGAUGGAGAACGGCACGAUCUGUGAAUUCGGAACCCACCAGGAGCUGCUCAGCCGUGAUGGGAAGUACGCAGCACUAUAUCGAGCAUCGAUCUGACAAGAAGGCGGCGUGGAUUAGCUCCAUAUAGAGCGUAGUACCCUGAGUGAUGUAGAUGAAAGUUUAAAAGUGAAGGCAAAAUGUCACCUGUACGUGUACACAUGCGAUCGUAACGGAAAUAUGGCCUUCUCUUUUCCAAUGCGCCUCCUACAGGAAGGUGAUGUGCUGCUUCUCGCCCACGCAUAUAUAGUUUACGCAAAUUGAUACAUCGGUGGUCUCUAGACGGGUCCUUAUCCUAGGUCAUUACUGUAUGCGUUUGUAAGAGUUGAAGUAAGUCAAGAC